CAAUUAUGUAAGCUACCAAGUGAAUAAAAACACGCGUUUCUAAUUUUUAUUCGCAAAAGAAAGUGUUUUUUUUGUGAAAUAAUUUGUGUUUUUAAAAAAUAAUGGCCGGUUAUCGUUCUCUACCGUUGGCUCCUGUUUCUGCCACAGCCAUGGCUGCGGUAACGGCCCAACCGAAUGGACCGACCAUGUAUCAUCAUCAGUCGAUGACGGCUAUGUCAAAUAAUGCUACAGCAACGGCCACAGCGGCAGCAGCAGUAGCAACUGCUACGGCCCGGCAAUAUGCUGCAACUGGUUCAGCAACAGCGCCACCGGUACCACCACCUCUACCCACGGCCUCCACCACCCACCUAGGACUGGGACAUCAGCAAGCCCAGCAGCAACAACAACAGUUACAGUCGUCACAACAAAAUGCGCACCAACAUCAGCAGCAACAACAACAGCAGCAGCUGGUGCAUCAUCAACAACGUUCGGUAAUGCAGCAACAGCAGCAUCAACAACAUCAGCAACACUUGAUGGCUGGACAUCAUCCUCACCAUCAUUUAGCCCAACAUCCCCAUCACCCGCAUCAUCAUCAUCACCAUCAUCACGCUCAUCCGCAUCAUCCUCAUGCCCAUCAACAGAUUGCUCUGCAUCAGAAUCUCUUCUUUAGUGGUACCAGUUUGGCGGGACAUGCCCAUCAUCGCCAGUUAUUUAGUCACAUGCAAAGUGCCAUUAUGCCUCUGGGUGUUAAUUUAUUUUAA
Molecule: messenger RNA, 740 nt
Organism: Lucilia sericata (common green bottle fly)
Lineage: Eukaryota; Metazoa; Arthropoda; Insecta; Diptera; Calliphoridae
Gene: Camta
Product: splicing factor 3B subunit 4
Exons: 3
Coding region: 102-740 (212 amino acids)
Source: RefSeq, a predicted model, not a curated record